Molecule: messenger RNA, 774 nt
Organism: Symbiodinium natans
Lineage: Eukaryota; Dinophyceae; Suessiales; Symbiodiniaceae
Source: the annotation of a GenBank genome assembly
GCCGAUGCCUUGGUUCAGGAGCACUCGGCGGGCCUUCAGCUAGCCACGGAGAUCGCAGAGCACAUCUUUGUCGUGGUCUUCACGGUGGAGAUCGUCCUGCGAACCUACGUCUACAGCUGCAGGAUCUACAUCCCCAAUAGUGUGGAGCACCUCAUAAACCUCCUGGAUGCCGUGCUGGUGGUCAUCACGGGUAUCAUCCUGGCUUGGGUGAUACCGUUGAUUGCGCUCAUCCAGGGGCAGCCCUUUGGAUCUGGUUUUCUGCGGACUCUCUCCGUCUUCCGUGCAGUGCGACUCUUGCGUAUCGUGCGGGUCAUCAACCAGAUUGCCAUGUUCCGAGAGGUGUGGCUGCUCCUGCAGGGCCUCAGGGAUUCCUUGCGGACCCUGUUCUGGACCGUCCUGGUGAUCUUCAUCAUCACGUACAUCUUUAGCAUCUUCGGCUGUUGGAUGAUCGGCUCCGAGAUCAUUUACCUCUGGGAAACGACCGACGAUGAGUCGCGGCGUCAGCGCAUCGAUGCCGCUGUGGCCCGCUGCGAGGCGCCGAUUCACCCAGACUUCCUGGUGAAGAAGACCCACGAAGCACCGGCCACGGCCACUGCGGACGGCGUUUCAGAGCCUCCUGCAAAGAAGCAGAAGAAAGACCGCGGCAUGAACAAGAGCAAGGAGCGGCGGGAGAAUGUUGCGGCCAUGAAGAAGGCGGGCUGGAUGAAAGGCUUGAGGUUGCGGCGCAGCAGCUGUGUCCUCGUCGCGCGGCUGUGGAGAGUGGAAUCCGGGUAG